CUGGUUUCGUUCUCACAGUAGGCCAUUCAGGGAAAAAGAGCACAAUCUCCAGCCUCAAAACCCAUCUCUGGACUCUGACUGUGAAGCGGCUGAUGAUUCGAAGGUAGUCUCAUCUUUGGAUCGUCCGACCAUCGAGUCGCCAAGGUUUGUUGGGCUAUGCAUCUAUGGGCUUAUUCUUAAUCAAAUGACUGUGAUUAGGAAUUUUGCCAAGUUAGGCUAGCAGAUGAGGAUUGAAUUAAGUUGAAUUGUAGAGAAUAUAAUCUAGAUUGUUUGUCUCUGGAAGGAAGGUUGUUGGGCUUAUUGUCAUCAAGAUGCUGCUACCAUUUGUGGAAGCAAGGAGAAUUUUUCUGUUGAAUUUAUUCCUUUUGUGUCAUAUAGAUGGCCAAACAUGCUUCUACUGCUCACCAAAAUACCCUUAGGCCUUGGUAUUUUCAAAUUUAUCUGGAUGGCAAUGCAUCGUAAAUAUCUUCUGUUAUAGACACUGCUAACACACCAUGGCCCGGAAAGGUAACCAGCCGAAGAAUGGCUUUGAUCGCCAUAAAUCCAACAAAAAGAUACUCAGUUCCGGAGUCUGUUGAUGUGCCUCUGACUGAGAAAGAAGAGAAAUUGUCACAUGACAGAGUGGUGGAUGGUGAUGAUCUCUUUAAAGGAGAAGAAAAGUGCAGGUCAAGUAAUGGGUUUGGAAAGAGAGACAAUACCAAGAUGGGAACUGGUAAGAAAAAUAAGCAAAGACCCAGCAGUGUUUCUUCCAAUGAUUUGUUAAAUGAUGGAAUCCCAAGUUCUGACCAGUCAAAUGACGUGCCAAGUGAAGUGGCAGAUGCUGUAGAUAGUGGUCUGUUAUCUGAUGCAUCUCAAUUGAGAGGGAAUGGCUCGCCAAUUCUUGGCAGCAAGAGCAGAUUAUCUAAUUCUACAAGGGGCAGAUUUGAUGGUACAUUAUGGCAGAAUGUGAUGGGCAUUUUUUCUUUCUCAGAUACUGCAGUCUGCAGGAGUAUAGGAUCUUUCAUUAUGUUUAUUAUAAAAGCAGUCAAUGGAUGGAUAGAGCGCCAAAAACCAUGGGUCAACUCUUUAACAAGUGCUAUACAUGAUGCUUGUGAUAAUAUGCAUGUUCAAGUCAAGCAUUUUUCCCCAAUUAUUUGUGCGCGGGUUGUACAAUUUGCAAAGCUGAUGGUUCUUCUAGUGAUGGUUUGGCUGGACUGCAAUGUUAGGGGGCUUGAUUCUCUGCUACGGUUGGGGAUAACAUCCUUCUUCACUUUACUUUGGUGCUCUAUCCUAUCAAUGGCUGCAAUGGCUGGAAUCACAAAGAUGGUUAUACUUAUGGUGUUUGCUGUCUUGGUUGGAAUUUUUGUUGGGGUAACUCUUGCUGUCCUGCUAGUUGCCUUUUGUUCUACCUUAAUUUUGUGGCUGUACGGCAGCAUGUGGACCACGGGAUUUGUCGUCCUAUUUGGAGGUAUUACAUUUGCUCUGAGUCAUGAACGAAUGGCACUCCUAGUUACUACAUUAUAUUCUUUGUACUGUGCUAGAAGUUAUGUUGGAUGGAUUGGUUUACUUUUUGGACUCAAUCUGUCAUUUAUAUCAAGUGAUGUCCUUGGACACUUUUUGAAGAACAACAUCAGUGAGCAUGGAUCAAAUACUGGGCAAAAUCAGGGUAGAGCAGGUCAGUUCUAUGGUGAGGAUAUGAACGGUUCAUCUGCAGAUGAUGCAUUCCCAUCUUCAUCCACUAGACCAGCUGACCGCAGCACAAGUGACCCCUCAACAAGUGGGGCUGAGACUGAGUUAACAUCUGAAAAUGAAGUUGCGCGGCUGUUAAACUGUAAUGACCAUUACUCUGCUUUGGGGUUUGCCCGUUACGAGAAUGUAGACAUCUCCACCCUUAAGAGAGAAUACAGAAAGAAGGCAAUGCUUGUGCAUCCUGAUAAAAAUAUGGGCCAUGAGAAAGCUGCAGAUGCAUUCAAAAAACUUCAAAAUGCAUAUGAGGUUCUGCUAGAUUCCUUGAAGAGAAAGACAUAUGACGAUGAAUUAAGGAGGGAAGAGAUAUUAAACUACUUUCGGAGAUUCCAGGCUGCUUCACAAAAGAAUGGAAGGCAUAAUUUCUUCAGUUCUGGAUUCACUCAUUUUGAGGCUGAAGCUGAUGGGACUCAUGGAGAAUCAAGAAGAAUAGCCUGCAAGAAGUGCAAUGAUUUUCACAUCUGGAUUUGUGUGGAUAGAUCCAAGUCCCAAGCAAGAUGGUGCCAGGAGUGCAAAGAUUACCAUCAAGCAAAAGAUGGUGAUGGAUGGGUGGAGCAAUCGUCUCAUCCUCUUUUGUUUGGACUACUGCAGAAGAUGGAAGCACCAUGCGCGUUUGUCUGUGCUGAAAGCCGGAUAUAUGAUGCAACUGAAUGGUUUAUUUGUCAGGGCAUGAGAUGUCCUGCAAAUACGCACAAGCCAAGCUUCCAUGUGAACACUAGUGUAAUGUCAAGACAUAACAGCGCCAAGGGAACAAGCUCCUCCCACAGAGGUGGCGGUCCGAUGCCUGCUACAAUGGAUGAGCCCAUGACUGAGGAACAGUUCUUUGAGUGGUUCCAAAAUGCAGUGCAGGCAGGAAUGUUUGAAGGUAAUGCUAAUACAUCAAAUGAGAACUCUUCUCCCAAAACCGGCAGCAGUAGCUCGAAAGGCAACUCCAAGAAAAAGAAGAAAGGGUAAAAACCAUGGUAAAACUCAAAAAGAUGGAACGGAAGUUUUAGUGAGGCCAGGCUGAUGAGUAUUUCCCAUACUAAAAGCUAACAAAAUAAAUUUCUGAUAGUAGAGAUGUAAGUUUCCAUGUAUGAAUGUCAGAGGGCCUCUUGAUUGCUUUUAUGCCAUACACUUUUUAAGUUUUAUUUUGAUGAUGUGCAUCCUAGGUCUCCAAUACUUUACUGUAGGUAAAUUUCAAGUUUGCUGGGUAGAGGAUCAAGUAAAAGUUAGUCA
Molecule: messenger RNA, 2943 nt
Organism: Dioscorea cayenensis subsp. rotundata (Guinea yam)
Lineage: Eukaryota; Viridiplantae; Streptophyta; Magnoliopsida; Dioscoreales; Dioscoreaceae
Exons: 11
Coding region: 523-2679 (718 amino acids)
Source: RefSeq, a predicted model, not a curated record